Cyphellophora europaea CBS 101466 is the source of this 1809-nucleotide messenger RNA. RefSeq lists its product as uncharacterized. Gene Ontology annotation, biological process: mRNA splicing, via spliceosome. Gene Ontology annotation, molecular function: mRNA binding; protein binding. The record is from RefSeq and is a predicted model, not a curated record. The transcript has a single exon. Lineage: Eukaryota; Fungi; Ascomycota; Eurotiomycetes; Chaetothyriales; Cyphellophoraceae. Gene Ontology annotation, cellular component: catalytic step 2 spliceosome. Bases 1 to 1809 code for a protein of 602 amino acids.
AUGGCGAGUCUACUUGGCACAAACUACGACACAAGCGAUGACGAGGCCGCGCCCGCGCCAUCGAGGGCGAACCAACAAUCAUCCGUCCGGGCUGCGCCAGACAUUUCCGUAGAGGUUUGGUCCCCAACCAGCGCUCACAGUGGCGGGCAAGGGUCUAAUAUCUUGCAGGGCACAUCGCAACUUGAACUAAUGCUGGCAAACCCCACGAGCAAUUCAUUGAGUGUGAAUGUCUCGUACGAUAAUCUUGCCCGACCAUCGCAAGGGCCCACGAACCCAUAUAAAACCGCCAACGGCAAUGCGCUCAAGAGGAAGAACGUGUUGACCGGACAUGCGGAAGAAACCGCCAUAUCAGAAUCAACGUUCAGGACACAGCACCGUACUUUUCAAAGUCUAGGAUACACGCAAGAUCCCUCACAGAAUGGAGCCUUUGUUGGCAACCAAGCAGCGAUCGAGAAGUACGGCGGCAAGGAUGUUAUCCAGCUUGGUCACUCAAAAGAACAGAGCGCAGCAAUCAGAGCGAAGCGACAAAAACGAGGUGAUGCUAGCGUAGUCGAAGGAGACGGCAUGUAUCUUGGACCCUGGGCGAAAUACCAGAGCGACGAUGUGGCUUACGAGCAAGCCGAGCUGGAUGCUGAUCGGGAACUCGCCUCAGAUGAAGAAUGGGUUGAGGAAGGCAUAGUACCAACACCGAUGCCCGCGCCAUCAAAGGACACAACUGCCUAUGGCGAGGAUACUUCAACAACAGAAACCACUGAGUUCCACGGCGCCUCCGAACGCGACUAUCUUGGCCGGACGUAUAUGCAUGUUCCCCAAGAUCUCGACAUCGAUUUACGCAAAGAGCCCGGCUCUAUCCAGAACUACGCUCCCAAACGCCUCAUACAUUCGUACAAAUACCACAACAAGCCCAUCACCACGCUCCGCUUCAUCCCCAAGACCUCUCAUCUCCUCCUCUCCGCAUCAGCCGACACGAAAAUCGCGCUGUGGGAUGCAUACCACGACCGCACACUUCUGCGUACCUUCUCCGGGCACUCCAAAGCCAUCACAGAUGCCAAUUUCUCGCCGUCUGGCACUACUUUCCUCUCUGCUUCUUUUGACCGCCAGAUGAAGCUUUGGGAUACGGAAACCGGCAAGUGUAUUUCGCGGUUCACUACUGGCAAGACGCCGCACUGCCUCGUCUUCCAGCCCGAGGGCAACGAGUUUCUUGCUGGCAUGUCGGAUAAGAAAAUCGUCAGCUUUGAUGUGCGCUCCGGCGAGCUCACUCAGGAAUACGACCAUCAUCUUGGUGCCAUCAACACGCUAGUCUUCGUCGACGAAGGCCGUCGUUUCAUAAGCACAUCGGACGACAAGUCUCUGCGAGCCUGGGAGUGGGGCAUUCCCGUGCCCAUCAAGUUCAUUGCCGACCCCGAGAUGUUUGCGCUCACACGUGCCUGCGUGCAUCCCAGCGGAAAAUAUGUUGCCUACCAGUCCGGCGAUAACCAGAUCGUAGUAUACGCAGCGGGCGACAAGUUCCGGCAGAACCGCAAGAAGGGUUUCAGGGGGAUGAAUACCGCGGGGUUGGCGGUGGACGUGGCGAUCAGUCCGGACGGUGGUAUUGUGGCCAGCGGAGACAGCGGCGGAUACGUUUGCUUCUGGGACUGGAAGACAGGAAAGAUGUGGCAUAAGUUCUUGGCAACCGAGGGCAAGUUUGGUGGCAAGGGGAAGGAAGAGGGAAGGGUAGGCGAGCCAGUGACAUGCGUGGUAUGGAACGAGCAGGAGAGCAGUAAGGUCGCCACCGGAGGGAGAGACGGGGUCGUAAGAUAUUGGGAUUGA